UUCGAAGGUAAGAGAGAGGAAGGGUUUCCGCCAAGUGAGAGAGAGAUAGUAGAAUUUAUCUAAGCACACAACACAACAGAUGUCUAUUCACAUGGAAUAGAUACGUAACCGUUAAUAAAUUUUUUCAAACUCUCAAAUUUAACGGUCCUCUUCGAGAGAGAGACACACACAGAGGUGUUUCGCGCCAUGGUGGCUCAGGUGAACAAACCAGGCUCUCUCGGUGGUGGUGGUGGUGGUGACCUCGAUCGCGACUACUUAGAGAAGACCAAGACCUUGAUUUGUGCUCUCAAUCUUCUCUCUCGCAACCACCCUCUUCCCCAAGACGUCUUCGAUUCCGUCUCCUCCAUCUAUUUUAGCGGUGGCGACAAUGACGGCGUCGACGCAGCGGAGGGCGUCGUCGUCGACGGCGAUGGUGACGGUGUUGGUGGAUCUGAUGUCAAUGUUGUUGAGAAAGUUUCGGAUGGCGUUGACAUUUCUAAAGGAGGAGCUUUGAUGAUGGACCUUGAGGAUGCUCUAGUGAAACAACGACCAAAUUGCAUGUCAGGUUCUGGAUUGACAAAAUCAAGGGAUGUUCGUUUGCAGAGCCACAUUCAGCAUCGUUUGACUGAACUUAAAGAAUUGCCAUCAAGCAGAGGAGAGGACCUGCAGUCAAAGUGCUUGCUUGAACUCUACGGACUGGAGCUUGCAGAGUUACAGAGCAAGGUUCGGUCUGAUGUGAGUUCAGAGUACUGGCUUCGCAUGCAUUGUGCCUAUCCUGACAAGCAAUUGUUUGAUUGGAGCAUGAUGCGAUUGCAUCGUCCUGCUUAUGGUCUCGGAGAUGCUUUCUCCAUGGAAGCUGAUGAUAACCUGAAGAAGAAAAGGGAUACUGAGAGGCUGUCAAGGUUCAAGGAGGAGGAGAAGAAUCUCAUGGAAACAAGGACAAGGAAAUUCUUUGCAGAAUUACUUAAUGCAGCCCGCGAACUCCAAUUGCAAGUACAAGCUGCUCAGAAACGUCGGAAACAAAGGAAUGAUGGUGUUCAGGCAUGGCAUGGAAGACAAAGGCAACGUGCUACACGGGCAGAAAAAUUGAGGUUCCAAGCUCUGAAAGCUGAUGAUCAGGAAGCAUACAUGAGAAUGGUGGAGGAGAGCAAGAAUGAACGGUUAACAAUGCUUCUAGGAAAAACUAAUGAUCUCCUAGUUCGUUUGGGAGCUGCUGUCCAACGUCAAAAAGAUGCUGAACAUGAUGGCAUUGAAGCCUUGAAAGACUCAGAUGCCGACUUGUCUAACUUGUCUGAUUUAAAGAGUGGUGCCCCUGAGGAUUCACUUCCUGAGGAAAAUGCUGAGACGGGCGAUAUUGAAUCCAAUCGCAGCGUUAAGACAGGGGAUCUACUCGAAGGCCAGCGACAAUAUAAUUCAGUGAUUCAUUCAAUCCAAGAAAAGGUAACCGAGCAACCAUCCAUGCUUCAAGGUGGAGAACUAAGGUCCUACCAGUUAGAAGGGCUUCAAUGGAUGCUGUCUUUAUUCAAUAACAAUCUAAAUGGAAUUUUAGCAGACGAGAUGGGAUUAGGCAAGACAAUCCAAACCAUUUCGUUGAUUGCCUAUCUCAUGGAAAACAAAGGCAUCACUGGCCCCUACUUGAUUGUGGCCCCAAAGGCUGUACUACCAAAUUGGGUUCAUGAAUUCUCAACCUGGGCUCCUAGUAUUGUUGCUAUUCUCUACGACGGGCGUCUUGAUGAAAGAAAGGCAUUGAGGGAAGAGUAUUCGGGAGAGGGAAAAUUCAAUGUGCUGAUCACUCACUAUGAUCUUAUUAUGAGAGACAAAGCAUUUUUGAAGAAAAUUCACUGGUACUACAUGAUUGUUGACGAAGGACAUAGGUUAAAAAAUCAUGAAUGUGCUCUUGCAAGGACUCUUGUUUCAGGCUACCGUAUUCGACGUCGACUACUGUUAACCGGUACCCCUAUACAGAAUAGUUUACAGGAGUUAUGGGCCCUGCUCAAUUUUCUCCUUCCAAGCAUUUUUAAUUCAGUUGAGAAUUUCGAGGAGUGGUUUAAUGCACCCUUUGCGGAUCGGUGUGAUGUUUCUCUAACAGAUGAAGAAGAACUAUUGGUCAUCCGCCGUCUGCACCAUGUCAUAAGGCCAUUUAUAUUGAGGAGAAAGAAAGAUGAGGUGGAGAAGUUCCUCCCUGGGAAAACGCAAGUCAUACUGAAAUGUGACAUGUCAGCAUGGCAGAAAGUAUACUAUCAUCAAGUCACAGAUGUGGGGAGGGUUGGAUUGGAUACUGGAUCUGGGAAGUCUAAGAGUCUACAAAACCUGUCGAUGCAGCUCAGAAAAUGUUGCAAUCACCCGUACCUGUUUGUGGGUGAAUAUAAUUUGUGGCGCAAGGAGGAGAUUUUUAGAGCAUCUGGGAAAUUUGAGCUACUUGAUCGUUUACUCCCAAAACUUCACAGAGCAGGGCAUAGGGUUCUCCUUUUCUCACAAAUGACCCGUCUCAUGGACAUUCUUGAAAUUUAUUUACAACUUCAUGAUUUUAAAUAUCUUAGACUCGACGGCUCAACAAAAACCGAGGAAAGAGGAACUUUACUAAAGCAAUUCAAUGCUCCGGAUUCUCCGUUCUUCAUGUUUCUUCUGAGUACUCGUGCCGGGGGUCUUGGUCUGAACUUACAAACAGCAGAUACUGUGAUAAUUUUUGACAGUGAUUGGAAUCCCCAAAUGGACCAACAGGCAGAGGAUAGGGCACAUCGUAUUGGGCAAAAGAAGGAAGUUAGGGUUUUUGUUUUGGUUAGCGUUGGAUCGAUUGAAGAGGUAAUCUUGGAACGCGCAAAACAGAAGAUGGGCAUUGACGCUAAGGUCAUCCAAGCAGGGCUGUUCAAUACAACCUCCACAGCUAAAGACAGAAGAGAGAUGUUGGAGGAGAUCAUGCGUAGAGGUACAAGCUCGCUUGGGACAGAUGUACCAAGUGAAAGAGAAAUUAACCGCCUUGCAGCUCGUUCUGAUGAAGAAUUCUGGCUAUUUGAGAAAAUGGAUGAGGAGAGAAAACGUCAGGAGAAUUACAGAUCUCGUCUCAUGGAAGAACAUGAGGUACCAGAGUGGGCAUACACCGCACCAGAUAACAAAGAAACCAAGGGCAAAGGAUUUGACUAUGAAAGUAGCAACAUCACUGGAAAGCGAAGAAGAAAAGAGGUGGUUUACGUGGACACACUUAGUGAUUUACAAUGGAUGAAGGCUGUGGAAAAUGGAGAAGACAUAGCGAGGCGUUCCUUAAGAGGAAAGAGAAAGGAACAUCUUCCCGCUAUGGGCAAUGAUGUGGCAACCAAUAGUGCAGGAGGGGAGACUAGAGUAUUUGAAUUGAAGAGUGAAAAUAUGUCUAUGGUGAGCGAGGCGACAAGUGAAGAUACGUCCGAGGUGGAAUAUUCCCAGAAAGCAGUUGGAGAGGGUGGUUGGAACAUAACAUGGAAGACUCAUAAAAGGAAGAGAUCAAAUUUGUCCUGAAUUCAUCUAAUUGAGGUUGAAUUUUCUAACAACAGAGGAAAUGGAUUUAGAUUUGAUUGGAAAAGCUUGCUGAAAACAGCAUAGCAUUGAAGGGUUUUGGUUAUCUCUCAUCCCCAUAGUUUCUGUACCCCGUCAUCAUCGGUGGUGGCUCGUUGCUGUUGGCAAAUAACCGAUGCUGUCAGACCUUCUUCUCCCUCCAGUUCCAUUAUUUUGGUAGUUUAGUUGUUACAUGUGUACUAGCAUACCAGACAGCUAUGUUAAAUUAUCCAAUUUAUAAAAGAAAAAAAAGAGGAAGAAAAAUAUCAUGUAUUGAUGCCUAAAGAGAGGGUUUUGUGAAAGGAAAAAGGGAUGAUUCUUGUUUUCUUUGUAACUUUUGAAAUUUUGGAUUUUCCUAUUCGAGUAAUUUUUU
Molecule: messenger RNA, 3877 nt
Organism: Camellia sinensis
Lineage: Eukaryota; Viridiplantae; Streptophyta; Magnoliopsida; Ericales; Theaceae
Product: putative ATP-dependent DNA helicase CHR12
Molecular function (GO): ATP binding; histone binding
Source: RefSeq, a predicted model, not a curated record